AUGAGCAACAAUAUUCAAUAUCCUAUCAGUAUAUUCCUAAAAUCGUCGGAUUCAGAUGCAGCAGCAGAGUAUUUCCCAGAUUUUGAAAUUUAUAAUCGUAAAAAUAUAAAUCAGAAGGCUGAAAACGAUGAAGAUGCUUUUGAAAUGGUGCUAUUGCCCAAAAAGGAACUCAAAAACGAAAAACUCGUUGAAUUUGAAAACAAAGCUUUAACAAAAUCUCUUAAUUUCAAGCUUAUAUUACCAAAUGACAUGAACUUUGAAACCUGCAAAGAAGUCAUCAAAGAUUUAUUCCCAUAUCUUCAAGAAAAGAAUUUUAAAUUUUUGUCUAAAGGUAGAAAGGUUUCAAGAUAUAGAACAGUCGAUACAAUCACAGGCAAAGUUUUUAUUGUGCUUGAUAAGGAGCCAAUAUCUGAAAAAUCUAUUGCUUUUACCAAUGAUAUCAUAAAACAUAGUUGUAAAUAUGAUUCAUCAGAAGAUCCUUCAAUAGAAGAAGCUUUCAAAGUAGUAUCAGAAAAAUACGGACUUGAAAAACUUCCAAUUAUCUUUAUUUCUGGAAAAGAAAUUCUAGAUUCAAAGAAAAAGUUAUCUGAACUCAAAAGCGAUGAAAUAGAAUUCUAUUUUAAUGCCAUUAAACUGCAAAAAAACCCCGAACCUCAACGAUAUGAAGAAUUAUUAACAGAAUUCAACUUUGUUUUUGAUUCUUUUCAAGGGGAUGCAUUGUACAUGCUUGAGUUUCCACUAAAAAUCGAGAAAACAGCUACUCCAAGCAAAAUUAUAGAAGCAAUUCGAACCAAGUUCAAUUUAAAUCAAAAACUUAAGUUUGUUUUGCGAAAUGAGUCAGAGGACAUAACGCAGAAAGUUAUGAAUUAUCAAAAUAAUGUUAUUCAUAUUUCAUUUACAAAUAUCAGAUUUAGAUACAAAUAUAGUAAUACAUCUAAUUCAGAAAAUGUCGAGAUACCUUGUAACUAUACAUUCCAAGGAUUUCUUAACUUUUAUCAGAUUGAUCCGAACUUUGUGAACAAAAUUGAAUACAAUGGCCAUGUGGUGGAUCAAAAUCAACUCAUUUAUGAGGUCAUUGAAGGCCAAAAUUCUUUGAUUACAAUUUUUAAAAAAUCAGUGACGUUUUUAUCAGCAAAGGGAGAAUCUUAUGAAUUCAAAUUCAUUAAUGACAAAACACUGAGGUUUUAUGUAGAAGAACUGGCCAAACAAUUAAAUGUUACUUAUUAUUCAAUUUUAAUCAAAGAUGAAUGCUGUUUGAAGAAAAUGGCCGAUAUAAACUUCGAAUUACCUAUUAGUUUUUAUAUUGUACCAGAUAAUUAUGAUAAAUUUACAAAAUCUCUUGAAAAUGCUAAAAGCAAACCAGAAUAUGCAACCCUAAAAGAAAUGGAAUUCGAUGAAGAGAUGUCUGCUGUUGUUCUCACGAUUAUUUCCGAACUUAAAAAUGCUGUGGAAUUCCUUUUAAGUCAAAAUAAUAAAGAUGAGCAAGAAAAGCUCAAGAAUCUUCUCCAAUUAUUGAAUAAAGAAUUUCAGAGCUAUAGAAUCUUUACAAAUCCUGAAGAUUACGUUGGAAACAUUUUCAAGCCUGAAGUUAUUAUAUCAGCACAUAAGGAUAUUGUUAAGAACUAUUUGAAAGAUGCGAAAUUUUAA
Molecule: messenger RNA, 1647 nt
Organism: Trichomonas vaginalis G3
Lineage: Eukaryota; Parabasalia; Trichomonadida; Trichomonadidae
Exons: 1
Coding region: 1-1647 (548 amino acids)
Source: RefSeq, a predicted model, not a curated record